AUGCUGCGCGUGGCUAGGAGCGAGUCAACUGGCUACCGCAUGGUAGACCUCUGGAAAGGCUACUUCAACCAAUGGUCGCUCUACUUUAAAUACAGUGAAAGAUCGCUUUUCCAGACUCAAGCUCCUCCACUCUUGCAUCUUGUUAACGUUUUUAUACUGCUACCAAUGCUGUUCUUCACGAUCUCCCUUCUCGCUCUUGGUGCUAGUUCCGUUUUUGCGGUUCCUCACCUCAAUGCUACGAUCCCUCGUCUAUGUGGCACUUCACCCAGUGCCGAGAAAAUUGCCGCAGCGGAAGCUCAUUUCGUUGCUAACAAGUUAUCUCCGAAGGUGUCUGCAACUGCGACUACUAUCAGCGUGUACUGGCAUGUCAUCCAAGCAGGGACUUCGUUGACACAGGGAAACAUUCCCGAUAGUCAAAUCACUGGUUCGAUUAGUGCGAUGAACACGCAUUACGCCAGCUCUGGUCUCACUUUUGUCCUUGCUGGUACCACUCGCACCACUAAUGCUAAUUGGUUCAACUCUGCUGCACCCGAUACCUCCUACCAAACCGCAAUGAAGACUGCGUUACGUCAAGGUAGUGCUGCAGCUCUCAACGUUUACACAGUUGGAUUCAAAUCUGGCUCUGGUGCCGGUCUGCUCGGCUAUGCUACCUUCCCCUCUGACUAUGCUAGCAACCCCAAGGAUGAUGGUGUUGUUAUUCUGUACUCUUCAGUUCCUGGAGGUUCCGCCACCAACUACAAUCAGGGCAAGAGCUUGACCCAUGAGACAGGUCACUGGCUCGGUCUCUACCACACUUUCCAGGGUGGUUGCUCUGGCUCAGGUGACUACGUUAGCGAUACCCCUCCUGAGGGAUCUGCUGCCUCUGGCUGUCCCACUGGCCGUGAUACUUGCUCUGGUGGAGGCGUCGACCCUAUUCACAACUACAUGGACUACUCUUAUGAUUCCUGCAUGACCGAGUUUACCGCCGGUCAGAUCACUCGUUUCAAGUCGCAGAUUGCUACCUACCGUGGCCUAUAA
Molecule: messenger RNA, 1017 nt
Organism: Rhizoctonia solani
Lineage: Eukaryota; Fungi; Basidiomycota; Agaricomycetes; Cantharellales; Ceratobasidiaceae
Product: extracellular metalloprotease
Exons: 6
Coding region: 1-1017 (338 amino acids)
Molecular function (GO): metallopeptidase activity
Source: RefSeq, a predicted model, not a curated record